Messenger RNA from Cherax quadricarinatus, 1999 nucleotides. Its product is annotated as LIM domain-binding protein 2-like. NCBI's taxonomy places the organism in Eukaryota, Metazoa, Arthropoda, Malacostraca, Decapoda, Parastacidae. The record is from RefSeq and is a predicted model, not a curated record. Gene Ontology annotation, biological process: nervous system development; positive regulation of transcription by RNA polymerase II; negative regulation of transcription by RNA polymerase II. Gene Ontology annotation, cellular component: transcription regulator complex; nucleus. Gene Ontology annotation, molecular function: LIM domain binding.
AGAGAGACAGUGAGAGAGUGAGUGAGGGAGAGUGAGGUGCGCGCGGUAGAGAGACACUGACAGUGUGGCUCCGACGCUGCUGACGCUCGGAACACUGCUCUAGUGUGUCGGUAGCCUCGUCUUGUCUGCUAGUGUGUGUGUGUGUGGGUGAGGGGGUGUGGGGGGCCCCCUCAGUGUGUGGCCCACAUGGUGUAGUGUAGAGGCCAGACAAGGGCCACAGUCUAUGUUGGCCACUCAACACUAAACACUACUCUAUAUGCCCAUCAAGACGGGGCGUCGCAAGCAGCCUGUCACCACGGGGUUGGGGGCCCCAGGGGACCAUGACGGCCUGCCCCCAGCCCCGCACAUGAUGCCCGGGGCCGUGGGCCCUCAGGGUCCCCUCAGCGGGGACACUGCCCCCGUGGGGCCGGCCAAUAUGCCCCACGGACCGCAGGGAGGGCCCGUGGGGCUCGGCUCCCACCCGGGCCAUGUUCCCCCCGGAGCUCCGGCCUUUAUGCAUGGUCCGGGUGGUCCUGGAAUGCCCGGAGGACCAGUAGGACCCGGUGGACCGGGACCAAUAUCCAGCGGACCAGGGGGCCCCGGUAUGGCCAGUGGUCCAGGAAUGCCAGGUCAUGGUAUGCCCAACGGUCCUCAGAUGCCCUCUGGUCCCAAUGGGCCAGGUAUGAUGCCCGGACCGGGUGGACCUGGACCUGGGAUGCCAAUGCAUGGACCAGGUGGACCACCAGGACCCAUCAACCCUGCAUUCUUCAGUUGUUUUUGUUGUUUCAGACGACACACACCGUACUUCGGACAACCAGACUACCGUCUCUACGAGCUUAACAAGAGACUACAACAGCGCUCUGAGGAGUCAGACAACUUGUGGUGGGAUGCCUUUGCCACGGAGUUCUUCGAGGACGACGCUACCCUUACCCUCACCUUCUGCCUUGAGGAUGGACCCAAAAGAUAUACAAUUGGGCGAACCCUCAUACCUCGGUACUUUAGGAGCAUCUUCGAAGGAGGUGUUACGGAGCUUUAUUAUUCCUUAAAACACCCUAAAGAAUCGUUCCACAACACCUCCAUCACCCUCGACUGUGACCAGUGCACCAUGGUUACGCAUCAUGGCAAACCUAUGUACACUAAGGUCUGUGCAGAUGGUAGACUAAUAUUAGAGUUCACAUUUGAUGACCUGAUGCGCAUCAAGUCGUGGCAUUUUGCCGUCCGUGCCCACCGUGAGCUCAUCCCUCGGUCUGUGGUUGCCAUGCACUCUCAACAGGACCCGGGUAUGGUUGAAACGUUAAGCAAAAACAUCACGCGGCAGGGCAUCACCAGCCACACCUUAAACUACCUCAGGUUAUGUGUGAUUUUGGAACCCAUGCAGGAGCUCAUGUCACGACACAAAGCCUACGCGCUCUCCCCCAGAGACUGUCUCAAGACCACACUCUUUCAGAAGUGGCAAAGAAUGGUUGCACCUCCAGGUGCAGCUAAUCAAGCAAAUGGUAAAAAUGGUGCCGAUGGAGGUCUGGUUCUCAAGACUUCACCGCCCUCAAAAACCCAACGGGCUCCAAAUAAACGGCGGAAGCGGAAAGGUUCUCAAUCGGGUCAAAACGCGACUGCAAACUCCACUGGCUCAAGCAAGAAAAGAUCACCUGGCCCAAACUUCAGCCUGGCUACACAAGUCUCCUGACCAGGCUGAUCAUUUCCCAUGAGGUGAAGCUGAUCUCCUCUCUAGGUAGUAUUGCCUCUCUGGUUGCUUAGUUAGUUUCUAGUUAUAGGUUAAGCCAGAUAAACCUUGGACUUCUUCCCACAACCAUUACUUACAUGGGUAAACAUGACUAUCAAGUAAGGCAAAAGGGAUAAAUUUGGCUGCCAUGUCUACAUCAACUGUAGAGAGGCACAUUUCUUUUGUCUGUCUUGGUAUGAUGUGUUUUUCCACAGUUUUGGUUGUGCUGUGGAGUUAUCCAACUUUAAGUGGGUUACCCUACACUUAAAUAUGCAUUCUGCAAAUUGUAUUUAUUAUUUA